UUUUGCUCCAUUUAACAAAAAAAAUCAUUAAAACUUAAUUUUAGUUAAUUAUGAAAAGGAUAAAUCUCAAGUUGCAGCCCUACUUCGUGAUGUAUUGAUUAUUUGAAGUGCUGUAUCUAUGUUACAUAAUUUAUAUAGUUUGUGGACAGUGGUUUUGUGCAGCAAGCUUUAGGUCAUUUGUUUUACUGAACAAAGAAGACUUUAUAUAGUUUAUUAUGAUUGUUUUAAGGGGGAAAAAUACAACAUAUCCCCUGGCUAAUAGUGUCCUAAUAUAUUGCAAUGAAACAAACGCUUUUACUUUGAAAUUCUGCAAGAUAUCAUAACUGUCUUUAUUUUGUUGCAAGACUUUUAAAGUUAUGAUUCUUGUAAAAAGACAGAGACAGACAAAAAGACAGCUAAAACAUCACCUCUCUGGUGGACGUUCUAAUUUAAUGAAAUGAUUGUUGUUAGAGGUCAGUGUCAGACUCUGAAGGGUUUUUAACGUCACAAAUGUCACUUCUGAGCGACUUUGUCCGUCCACAAACAUCACCCGUUUCAUAUAAAUCCCAGGAUGCUUCGCCUGUGGAAUGGAGAAUGGAUUCCGUGUUUACAACACGGAUCCACUUAAAGAGAAGGAGAAACAAGAGUUCCUGGAGGGCGGAGUCGGCCACGUGGAGAUGCUGUUCAGGUGUAAUUAUCUGGCGUUAGUGGGAGGAGGCAAGAAACCCAAGUAUCCAACUAACAAAGUGAUGAUCUGGGACGACCUGAAGAAGAAGACGGUUAUUGAGAUCGAGUUCUCGACAGAAGUCAAAGCGGUGAAGCUUCGACGUGACAGGAUCGUCGUGGUCCUGGACUCUAUGAUCAAAGUGUUCACCUUUACCCACAAUCCCCAUCAGCUGCAUGUGUUUGAGACCUGCUACAACCCCAAAGGUCUGUGUGUGCUGUGUCCCAACAGCAAUAACUCUCUGUUAGCGUUCCCUGGGACUCACUCAGGCCACGUUCAGAUCGUGGACUUGGCCAACACAGAAAAGCCGCCCGUAGACAUCCCCGCCCAUGAGGGCUCGCUGUGCUGCAUUGCUCUCAACCUGCAGGGCACGAGGAUAGCUACUGCGUCAGAGAAAGGGACGCUCAUCAGGAUUUUCGACACGUCCGCAGGCCAACUCAUACAGGAGCUGAGACGAGGAUCUCAGGCCGCCAACAUUUACUGCAUUAACUUCAACCAGGACGCGUCCCUCAUCUGUGUGUCCAGUGACCACGGCACCGUCCACAUCUUCGCUGCAGAAGAUCCCAAGAGGAACAAACAAUCCAGUUUGGCUUCAGCCAGUUUUCUUCCCAAAUACUUCAGCUCUAAAUGGAGCUUCUCCAAGUUCCAGGUUCCCUCAGGUUCUCCCUGUGUGUGCGCCUUUGGAACCGAGCCCAACGCUGUCAUAGCUAUAUGUGCUGAUGGCAGCUACUACAAGUUCCUGUUCAACCAGAAAGGGGAGUGUUCCCGAGACGUUUACGCCCAGUUCCUGGAGAUGACGGAUGACAAGAUUUAAUCUUUUACCUCCAUCACUUUUUUUUUUCUUCUCUUUAA
This is a messenger RNA of Solea senegalensis (Senegalese sole), 1555 nucleotides long. It is a transcript of the gene wdr45b, whose product is annotated as WD repeat domain 45B. Gene Ontology annotation, molecular function: phosphatidylinositol-3-phosphate binding; protein binding; phosphatidylinositol-3,5-bisphosphate binding. Bases 567 to 1517 code for a protein of 316 amino acids. Gene Ontology annotation, biological process: protein lipidation; protein localization to phagophore assembly site; nucleophagy. Gene Ontology annotation, cellular component: extrinsic component of membrane; phagophore assembly site membrane; cytosol. Lineage: Eukaryota; Metazoa; Chordata; Actinopteri; Pleuronectiformes; Soleidae. The transcript has 10 exons. The record is from RefSeq and is a predicted model, not a curated record.